Diaporthe amygdali is the source of this 201-nucleotide messenger RNA. RefSeq lists its product as uncharacterized. NCBI's taxonomy places the organism in Eukaryota, Fungi, Ascomycota, Sordariomycetes, Diaporthales, Diaporthaceae. The coding region runs from base 1 to 201 and encodes 66 amino acids. The record is from RefSeq and is a predicted model, not a curated record. The transcript is spliced from 2 exons.
AUGGCUACCCCAGAGGCCCCCAAGCCCCAGGCCCCAAUGGAGGCCCGCCCCACCUCAUCAAGCAGCGCGGACGCAUCCCACGGCAUAACGGGCCCGAUCACCAAAGCACCUAAGCAGGAACCUGAGCUUCGUGGGGGCGGCAUGACCAUUGGCUUCAACUGCUGCCGUGGACAUUGCAACUGCCAUGAGACGUGCUGCUGA